CAUGGUUUUCAUUUUUCAAUUAGCUUCAUUGAAAAUUAAUGAUCCAGUCAAGUAGAUAAACAUUUUGUUCAAAUCAAAACAAUAGACUUGUUUAUACCUUCUUUUUAACAUGAAAGGAAUUGGUUUAUUUUCGGACCCAUCUACAAAUUUAAACACUGACCGAAUUUUUGUAGACCAAAUGAGAAGGAUAAUAUAGAACAAAAUGGAAUUGUCGUACGAUGUCCAACUUUGCAACGAAGUUUUAAUGUACUUUAUGGACAGGAAAUCUGAUGGUGCAGAUUCAAACAUAAAUGAAGUCUACAAAAACCUAUUUGUAGGAAAUGAGGUUAUUGCACGGGAUGCAGCAAAGCUGAAGGAACUUGGAAUAAAUCUUGUUAUAAAUCUGUCCCCAAACGAAGUGAAAACGAACCCAUUAAUUUAUGAACCUUAUGACAUAAAAUAUUGUCCACUUAGUUCGGAUGAUAACGUGUACACAUGCUUAAUAAAUAUUGUUGAAGAUGGUGCUGACCUGAUAGAGGACACCAUAAAAGAUGGAGGUAAAGUCCUGGUUCACUGUUCAGGCGGAGUCCGAAAAUCGCCCGCAAUGGCAAUUGCCUACCUCAUGCUAAAGGAACAGUUACCUAUCUGGAAUGCCGUAAAGUGUAUCAGAAGAUGUCGUAAAGUGUGUCCUAGCAACGGUCUCAUUAUGCAAUUGUGUAGUCUGAAUAAAGAAAUAUUUGACGAUGUUACGCACAAAUAGAUAGAAAAUGAGAAAAAACAUGGCUGCAUUUACAUUUAAUUUUAGUGAUCAUGCUAGUAUGAUAUUAAGUACAGCUCUUCGCAUUACAAAGUUUACACUUUAGAAGUCCCUGUUCCAAUAACUCAUAUCGUUAGAGUAACACCACUCUUUGGAUUUUUUCUAAAACAUGACUCAUUGUGCUAUUUGUUAAAGCUACCUCAAUUUUACGUGACUCUGGUGUGAUUGAAGUUUGACCAAACAUACUUGUGGUGUUCAAGUAUGUAAAUAAAUAAAUAUAUGAUUCAAAUG
Molecule: messenger RNA, 1027 nt
Organism: Mytilus californianus (California mussel)
Lineage: Eukaryota; Metazoa; Mollusca; Bivalvia; Mytilida; Mytilidae
Product: dual specificity protein phosphatase 3-like
Exons: 4
Coding region: 203-739 (178 amino acids)
Biological process (GO): negative regulation of MAPK cascade; protein dephosphorylation
Cellular component (GO): cytoplasm
Molecular function (GO): protein tyrosine/serine/threonine phosphatase activity; MAP kinase phosphatase activity
Source: RefSeq, a predicted model, not a curated record